GAAUGAAUGAGUGAAUGAAUCAACGAAGGAGUGAGUCAGGGCCCGGGAACCACAGACUCCAAGCCUACGUAGAGGCGAGGAAGGGGGAUUCCGGAGGGGCGGGGUCUCCUUCCGGAAGCGCCAGCUGGGGGCGGGGCGGGGCGGGGCCAUCUGAGACCUCUUUGGUCCCGAGGGGCGGGGCGAGGAGGAGAACCUGCUUGGGCGGCCCGCCUGCCCAGAGUAACCGUUGGGUGGACCCGGCCAGCGCUCCAAACCUUGUCCUCGCUGCGCGCCGGCCCCUCGGAGCCCCACAGCCCGGGAAGGAGGCCGCCGCGGGCCGGGCGCCCGCUCUGCUAAGCCGACCCGCAACCCGGAAAGGCGGCGCGGCGGAGCCCGGAGCCGGAUCCUGCUCGGACUGGGCCCCUGCGGGCAGGCGCCGCGGGCAUGUCGGAGGCUCGGAAGGAGCCGGACGAGGCGGACGAGGGCCAGUACGACUCUGGCAUUGAGUCUCUGCGCUCUCUGCGCUCCCUACCCGAGCCCACCUCGGCUCCAGCCUCCGGGCCCUCGGACGGCGGCCCUCAGCCCUGCACUCAUCCUCCAGGGCCCGCCAAGGAACCUCAGGAGAAGGAAGACGCGGAUGGGGAGCGGGCUGACUCCACCUAUGGCUCCUCCUCGCUCACCGAGACCCUGUCCUUGCUGGGGGACCCCGAGGCUGAGGACCCGGCCCCACGCUCGCCACUCCCCCACGCGGGGGCGCUGAGCCCGCAGCAGCUGGAAGCGCUCACUUACAUCUCCGAGGACGGAGACACGCUGGUCCACCUGGCAGUGAUUCACGAGGCCCCAGCGGUGCUGCUCUGUUGCCUGGCUUUGCUGCCCCAGGAGGUCCUGGACAUUCAAAACAACCUUUACCAGACAGCACUCCAUCUGGCUGUACAUCUGGACCAACCGGGUGCAGUUCGGGCACUGGUGCUGAAGGGGGCCAGCCGGGCACUACAGGACCGGCAUGGUGACACAGCCCUGCAUGUGGCCUGCCAGCGCCAGCACCUGGCCUGUGCCCGCUGCCUGCUGGAGGGGCGGCCAGAGCCAGGCAGAGGACCAUCUCACUCUCUGGACCUCCAGCUGCAAAACUGGCAAGGUCUGGCUUGUCUCCACAUCGCCACCCUGCAGAAGAACCAACCACUCAUGGAACUGCUGCUUCAAAAUGGAGCUGACAUUGAUGUGCAGGAGGGCACCAGUGGGAAGACAGCGCUGCACCUGGCUGUGGAAACCCAAGAGCGGGGCCUGGUACAGUUCCUGCUCCAGGCUGGUGCCCAGGUAGAUGCCCGCAUGCUGAAUGGGUGCACACCCCUGCACCUGGCAGCUGGGCGGGGCCUCAUGGGCAUCUCAUCCACUCUGUGCAAGGCGGGUGCUGACUCCCUGCUGCGGAACGUGGAGGAUGAGACACCCCAGGACCUGACCGAGGAAUCCCUUGUCCUUUUGCCUUUUGAUGACCUGAAGAUCUCAGGGAAACUGCUGCUAUGUACCGACUGAAGCCAGGCAGGGUCUGGGAUCCUCGGGGCUCAACCUCUUUCUAUCUGGAAGCUGGAGUCAUCACUGCUGCAGUUUGGGCCCAGGCUGUGUGCUCUUCUGGUGCCCUAGGGACUGCUAUGGCCAGAGCCUGGGGCCAGCCAACAGAGUCCUGAGCUGAGAAGGAGGGACUGCAAGUGAGAGAGAGCCAGUCUGGAAGGAGGAGCUCUCCAGAUGGACAGGGAUUCUUGGAAGACCCCCAAAGCCCCAGGUAUCCUGGGUGAAGCCUGUUUGCCUCUCUUGAAAAUGGCAGGUGCUCUUGUUUCUACCCAUGUUGGGUCAGCCUGAAACUGUCAAUCAGUAGGAAACAUGAUGGACACUCCUGAGUGAGAAGAGACGGAAAUAGGAACAAGCUGAACUCUGAGAGGGGUCCUAUCUUACUGCUGUUGAGGACCCUGAAACACUUGUUUAAAGACUUCACAGAGAAGGCUCUGAACUGAGCGACUGGGGAAGGGCAGUUUCAGUAACAUGACACUAAAAUGGCAGAGACGUUAAAAAAGUUUUUCCCUUCUAGAGCUGUUUUGUGCGCAUGCAUGUCUGUGUGCAUUGGGGCUUUUUAGACAGGCCUGCCCUAUGACUUUGUGGUGGAGGCAGAGAGAAUGAAAUUGUCCCCUGAGCACGGUAGGGCCUUGCUGGGUGGGGUCAGAGGCCAGUAGUCCCCAGGCCUUUCUCUGUGUCCAGCAUAGACCCUUGUCCUUGCUGUGGAAAUGAUAAGGGAUGAAGGGAGAGGACGAAGAAUGGGAAGACACAGGCCCUGGAACCCUCCCCACUGCCCUGGGCACUGCCAUCUGGAGGAGCCUGGGGACGAGGGUAGCCCAGGGUGGCUGGGCACAAGGGAGCUGUGACUUCACAUUUUUCCUCCCAUUCCUCGCCUUCCAGGGCCCAGUUAGGUUGGUCCUAUGCUGGCAUGAAGAGUGUGGGGAAUAAACCAGCACAGUCACUGGCCACUUGGAGCUUCUCAGCCAGCGAGAGAGACAGCUGUUAAAAGUGUAAACAUCCAAAUAAAGAUGUCCUU
Messenger RNA from Cebus imitator (Panamanian white-faced capuchin), 2560 nucleotides. It is a transcript of the gene NFKBIE, whose product is annotated as NFKB inhibitor epsilon. Gene Ontology annotation, cellular component: cytosol. Gene Ontology annotation, biological process: signal transduction; cellular response to lipopolysaccharide. The coding region runs from base 424 to 1509 and encodes 361 amino acids. Gene Ontology annotation, molecular function: protein binding. NCBI's taxonomy places the organism in Eukaryota, Metazoa, Chordata, Mammalia, Primates, Cebidae. The record is from RefSeq and is a predicted model, not a curated record. The transcript has 6 exons.